Messenger RNA from Guillardia theta CCMP2712, 528 nucleotides. RefSeq lists its product as hypothetical. The coding region runs from base 1 to 528 and encodes 175 amino acids. Gene Ontology annotation, molecular function: protein binding. The record is from RefSeq and is a predicted model, not a curated record. Lineage: Eukaryota; Cryptophyceae; Pyrenomonadales; Geminigeraceae. The transcript is spliced from 6 exons.
AUGCCUCUGCAACCCUUGGACGAAGUCGUGCUUUCUCGUGGCAUCGUUGACUCUGCUCUGCCAUACUCGGGCCAGACUGUGGAUACUUUCAAGAGCAUGGCGAUGGAAUCGCCGAUGAAGACUCAGGUCAGUGACCACAAGGCACCUCCAGCCCACAACGUCAAGGCACCGUCUCCUCAUCUUCCCAGACCAUCUCCACAACAGCCUAAGAGAACCUCGAGCUACACAGCCCAAGUAGACAACAACCCCCUCGCCACCGGCAAGCAGAUAACGCUGGGGAUCACGUUCGGAAGGGACGAGGACGAGUCCAUGCUGCCGGGGUUGAAGGUGGUGAGGUUGAAGGAUGGAGGCGUUGCGGCCUUGAGCGGGAGGAUCUCGGUCGGAGAUAGAGUCAUAACCGUCGACGGGAAUGACAUCUCAAAGCUCUCACCUGUAGAAGCGAAUCGAUUGCUGGUGGGAGCAGAAGGCUCGGUGGCAGGACUCUUUGGAAGAAAUUGCGAUCCAGGUGCUGAGAAGCUUUCUGUUUGA